This is a messenger RNA of Lactuca saligna, 877 nucleotides long. The record is from the annotation of a GenBank genome assembly. NCBI's taxonomy places the organism in Eukaryota, Viridiplantae, Streptophyta, Magnoliopsida, Asterales, Asteraceae.
GAUAACUAAUAUACCUUUAUGAAAAGUAAACUUCUAUUUGGUGUUUAUACAGCAUGCAUUAGCCUGACAAUAUUCUGACGAAGUCCGCAGUAGAUGCUCUUAAUUAGUGCAAAUUAAAGUUGCUACCCACAUCAUUCGUAGGCAUUCAUCCUUCCCUGACCCUUAUAUAAACACCCAUACAUGAUAAUACCUUACAUAAGUUGUGAUAUUUAGCGCUACAACAGAGAGCUUUCUGAGAACAUAAAUGGAAUUUAGAAAGUGUUAUCUUGAUCUGGUGUUGGUACCCUUAUCGUUUUUGAUAACUAUCGUUUAUCACCUGUGGUUAUGGCAUAAUGUUCGAAAUCGACCACUUUCAACUGUUAUCGGUGUUAAUGCUCAUGGACGCCGCUUAUGGGUAUCCACCAUUAUGAAGGAUAAUGACAAGAAAAACAUCUUAGCUGUUCAAACAAUCAGAAACACAAUCAUGGGAUCAACCUUAAUGGCCACCACGUCAAUACUACUGUGUUCUGGCUUAGCAGCAGUUAUCAGUAGUACUUAUAGUGUCAAAAAGCCACUUAAUGACACUAUAUAUGGGGCACAUGGAGAAUUCAUGGUGGCAUUGAAAUUCAUUAGCCAAGUGAACUAUUUGAUCAACUGCCCACAAGAUUCAACAAUUGUGACUUCUACAUAUGUGUCGGAGCUUUUGGAGAAAAGUUUCACUCUAAAUGCAGCCGGAAAUAGGAUUUUUUAUUCAGCGAUCCCAAUUGUGCUUUGGAUUUUUGGUCCUGUGCUUGUGUUUUUAUGUUCGUUGAGCAUGGUGCCUAUGUUAUAUAACCUUGACAUAUUGUUUGGAAAGUCGAAGAAAGGAAGGAAUGGUGAGAUACCAAAUGAGGUGUAG